AUGUCGACCAUUGAAUCCACCACACCCUCCGUCUCUGCUGCAGACGUGAAUGUUGCUCCGGCUUCUGGUCAAGCAAAUGGAGCUCUCCCAGCCCCCGCCGCUCCCUCCAUCGACGAAGGAUUCACCCGUUUCCUCAAGGAUUUUAGGAAGUAUGAGUCUGUCUUGGAAGCCAUGAAUAAGGCAACCAAAGACGUCAAGUUCAAGGAUGAGCUGGCCACUAUUGAGAAAUGGUUCACCGUCCUCACUGAGCCUGAGAGGAAUGCCUCGAUUCACUCUCUCCUCCAGCACUCUACUCAAGACCAACUUCGGUUCUUCGUGUCUUUGAUCCAAAGCAUGAUCACACCCGAGGAGCCCAAGGCUGCCCCUGUUAGUGCUCAGGAUAGGCCAAAACUUGGCAAACUCAGCUUCCGUCCUCCUAGCUUGAAUCUUCCCGACAAUCUCGAAUCUCCCGUUACCCCGACCCCUGUUACCGCUAGAGAGUCUGCGGUCGACGAGGAGAGUCACUUCAGUCUCCUUGCCCAGGCUGCUUUGAACCGCUCUGAAGCUACGAAUGACGGGUCCAACACACCUUCCGCUAAGGAUACCAAAGUUGGUGGCUCGACCAACGCGCUGCCUGGUUUCUCCGGUAUCAAUCCCUACACCCUCAACAUGCUCGCCAACGCCGGGCUUUCGAACGAGGCACAGCUUUUGGCCGCCCAACUUGUCAUGAGCGGCCUCGUGCAGCCCACUAACCUUUUGGCCCAAGGUUCGGCCAAGGCGAAGAAGCCUGCACCUGGCAACUGGCGCACUCCCACGAGCGCUCGUUACCCUGCGAGUGCUCUCAGAAGUAGCGGCUUGCGUCCCAGCAGUGGCUUGAAGAGCGCUGGUUUGAAGAGCAGCGGAUUGGUUCCUAACACCCCUCUCAGCGCCAUGGACUCUCCUCGUGAGGAAGAUUUCGAUCCCGAGAUGCUCAAGGAUAUUCCAGGCUGGUUGAGGACCCUCCGUCUCCAUAAGUACACGCAGUGCUUCGACGGAUUGACCUGGGAGCAGAUCGUCGUUCUUGACGACGCUACAUUGGAAGCAAAGGGAGUUGCAGCACUCGGAGCAAGAAGGCGCCUGUUGAGGACCUUCGAACACGUCAGAAAGAGGAUGGGAAUGGAAGAACCCAACAGCGCUACGCCUACGACGAGCGCCAUCCCGGUUCCUGCACCCAAGGCCACCUCCGAAACCGACCGCGCGCCUCAUAGCGCACUGCCGAGGUCGAAAUUGUCGAUCAAUUCGCCCAUCUUCACCCCCACCUGGGAGACCAAACCUCCCCAGAGUGCCUCCCCUUCGGUGACGGUUCCCUCCACCGAGGCUGCGGCUGCGAGCCAGUAA
Molecule: messenger RNA, 1356 nt
Organism: Cyclocybe aegerita
Lineage: Eukaryota; Fungi; Basidiomycota; Agaricomycetes; Agaricales; Hemipholiotaceae
Source: the annotation of a GenBank genome assembly